CGCCCGUAGGCAGUGUACAAGCAUGGCAGGCGCCAGGGGCAGAUGCCCGUGCUAGGUAGGGGUUGUGUGACGAGGGGUUCCAAUCGACGAGUUGUCAGCCCGGACCGUCAACCUUCAGACAUCCCAUGUUCCAGCACAGCAGAUCUUGGGGCACCUAACUACACCUUCCCAGACCUCCUCCUUGUGCAAGUUUCGGGACUCUUUUCUUCCUCUUUCUCCAUCUAGCGAUAUCUUCUUAUUCCUUGUAAAUUAUACGGUUCAGCGAAAAGGUUCUAAUCACAGAGUACACCUUGCUCCUUCCAACUUCUAUAUUACUCGACCGCGAAGCCUACUACGUUUCCAAAGUCCCGCCUAAGGGACCAUCAUAAUCACAAUGGCGACCAACAAUAUGCACAACUUGGUCACCUUGAUCAAGAGACUUGAGGCGGCCACCCUCCGUCUGGAGGAUAUGGCUUCGUCCACCAUCCCCCCUAUUGGCUCCCAGGCCGUCAUUGAGCCGGCUUCCUCCGCCCCCUCCGCCCCCGCGUCCACUGCUGUGUCCACUCCUGCACCCGCUGCCGCAGUACCAAUUCCCGAAUCUGUCGAAAAGUUCGACGACUUCUUGAACCAAACUGUUCAGAAAUAUGUUAAGACCAGCAAUCUUAUCGGUGGCUUGGUUGCUGAGCAGGCUGCGAGUGUCCUCAAGGGAUUUGCCGAGACGCGCAAGUUCCUACUCGCCGCCUCCCAGUCCAAGAAGCUCGACAUGAACUCGGUCGAUUUCCAGGAGGCUAUCAAGCCUAUCAGCGAGGCCAUCCAGGCCACUCAGGAAAUCAAGGACAAGAACCGCGGUUCUCCCUUCUUCAACCACCUCGGCAUGGUGGCCGAUGGAAUCAUGCUCCUCGCUUGGAUCACUGUUCAGUCUAGGCCUGACAAGCUCAUUGAUGAAAGCCUGUCAUCUGCCGAAUACCUGGGCAACAGAGUCAUGCAGGCAAACAAAAACACUGAUCCCCAGCAUACAGAAUGGGUCAAGACCUUCUACCAGAUCUUCAAAGACUUGUCGGAAUAUGCCAAGGAUUACUACAACAACGGCAUUGUGUGGAACCCUAACGGCAAGCCUUACAAGGAGGUCGUCCAGUGUCUUGAAUCCGGCAGCGCUCCCUCGGCACCUGCCGCGUCUCCAGCCCCGUCCGGAGGAGCUCCUCCUCCGCCACCUCCUCCUCCUGGACCUCCUCCGGUACUCAAGAUUAAUGAGCAGAAGGCGGAACCGGCCCAACCGGGUGGUUUCAGUUCCGUCAUGUCUGAGCUCAACAAGGGCGAAGCAGUUACAAAGGGUCUCAAGAAGGUCGACAAGUCGCAGAUGACACACAAGAACCCUUCCCUCAGGGCAGGAUCAACCGUUCCCGACGGACCAGCGGCACGGUCCAAGAGCCCUGCGCCGCCUGGAACCAAGCCGCCCAAGCCUGAGAGUAUGCGUGCGAAGAAACCUGCAAAGAAGGCUCUCGAGGGCAACAAGUGGAUUAUUGAAAACUACGAUGCUGCCGCUGGCAACGUUGAGAUCGAGGCCUCCAUUUCCCAGUCCAUCCUCAUCAGCAGGUGUAAUGAAGUCGUCAUCGUCGUCAAGGGCAAGGCCAACGCUGUCAACAUUGACAACUGCGACAAGGUGUCGCUUAUUGUGGACACUCUUGUUUCUACUGUCGACGUUGUCAGGUCCAAGAACUUCCAGCUCCAAGUCAACGAGACGAUCCCCACUGUGCUUUUGGAUCAAGUCGAGCAAGCCACAAUCUGGCUGAGCAAGGAGAGCAUCUCGACAAGGGUGUUCCAGAGCAAGACGGACAACGUCAAUAUCAUGGUUGUGGACGAGAACGACGACUCCAAGGAGCUUCCUCUUCCUUCCCAAAUCUGCUCGUAUUACGAUCCCGAGAAGAAGGAGCUUAUCAGCGAGAUCGUUUCUCACUGUGGUUAAUUCAUAUUUGGUCGCUGCUUCGUCGAGAUUGUCGGAAAAAGUGAGUAGCUUGAUGCGAGGUGGCGUUUGGUUCUGAUCGUGAGCGUUGUUGUCACAUAUUCUCCAAUUUACAUAAUAGCACGCCUUGAUUUGAAUAUUCGUGGAUGGCAUGUUCUGAAGCGGGCGUGAAAUCAUCUUCAAUCCCGCAGGUAUGCCAACUCGACAGUACCCAUCAUCAUUUUCAAGAACCAUAUCAUCUCAUGACGUUCCUAUUUCAAUUGAAAAAAACGCCGAACACCUUUGCCUAUCAAUGACAAAACUUGGCUGUUUAUGGCAUGUCUCUCUGUCUAGACCAUUUCCGCCGUAGUACUUUUCUCAUCCAUAUCUAUGACCCACCUAAAAUCAUCUCUACCUGUUUCCUAGACACAGCAUCAAUUCGGUUUUUUAACCUUUCCAGUCCACCAGACUAGAUUUUGUACACUAGCUGACCAUCGG
This is a messenger RNA of Neurospora crassa OR74A, 2416 nucleotides long. Its product is annotated as adenylyl cyclase-associated protein. Lineage: Eukaryota; Fungi; Ascomycota; Sordariomycetes; Sordariales; Sordariaceae. The transcript has 5 exons. Gene Ontology annotation, molecular function: actin binding; adenylate cyclase binding. Gene Ontology annotation, biological process: regulation of adenylate cyclase activity; cytoskeleton organization. The record is from RefSeq and is a predicted model, not a curated record. Bases 374 to 1942 code for a protein of 522 amino acids. Gene Ontology annotation, cellular component: cytoplasm.